UUCCCUCCAAUUUCCUUCUCUUUCCUCGGCCUCGAUGAUCGCCGGUUCGGAACUUCCGCGCUGUGGCUCAACUUCUCUCUGCCGCGCCUCCGCCCCAUCUUCCCGUUCAAACUACCGGCGACUGAAACUGCUCUUCCAGUUCCCUUCCCUGUCCUUAAUCCGGACAAAAAUGGCCUCUACCCCCUCGAAUUCUGUCCAGUCGGGUCGGAUUAGGGUUUUGAAAGAUGGAACCGGAUGUCUUGACCGACCCGUGGGUCCAGUGGUGUACUGGAUGUUCAGGGAUCAACGGGUGAAGGACAAUUGGGCGUUGAUUCACGCCGUUGAUGAGGCCAACAAAGCCAAUGUUCCUGUUGCUGUAGCGUUCAAUUUGUUCGAUCGAUUUUUGGGGGCAAAGUCUCGGCAAUUAGGGUUUAUGCUGAGGGGUCUGCAAAAACUGCAACAUGAUCUUGAAGAAACGCUUCAAAUACCAUUCUUCUUGUUCCAGGGGGAAGCUGAACAGACUAUACCAAAUUUCAUGAGAGAAUGUAGGGCUUCACUUUUAGUUACUGACUUCUCACCCUUACGAGAAGUUCGGAAGUGUAAAGAGGAAAUUUGUAAGAGGGUAGAUGAUUCAGUUAAAGUACAUGAAGUUGAUGCCCACAAUGUGGUACCCAUUUGGGCUGCAUCCGAGAAAUUGGAGUACAGUGCAAAAACUUUAAGGGGCAAGAUAAAUAAAAAGCUCCCGGAAUACCUUAUCGAUUUCCCUGUUCUGCUCAUUCCAACUAGAAAAUGGCCUUCCACUGAUAAGUUUAUUGAUUGGAAUAUCCUUAUCACUGAUGUCUUGAGGAAAGGAGCAGAUGUUCCUGAAAUUGAAUGGUGUGAACCCGGGGAAAAGGCUGCCAUGGAAGUAUUGAUGGGUAGUAAAGAUGGGUUUUUGACUAAGAGGUUGAAGAGCUAUGCAGUAGAUAGGAACAAUCCAUUAAAACCUAGGGGCCUCUCCGGUCUCUCUCCAUAUUUGCAUUUUGGCCAAAUAUCUGCACAACGUUGUGCCAUAGAAGCACGUAAUGUACAAAAACUCAAUCCACAGGCAGUUGAUGUGUUUCUUGAGGAGUUAAUUGUUAGAAGGGAACUUGCUGACAAUUACUGCUACUAUCAACCGCGUUACGAUUCUCUGCUUGGGGCUUGGGAAUGGGCACGCAAAACCUUGAUGGACCAUGCAUCCGAUAAGCGAGAAUAUGUUUACACGAGGGAGCAAUUGGAGAAGGCGCAGACAUCAGAUCCACUCUGGAAUGCUUCUCAAUUGGAGAUGGUUUUCCAUGGAAAGAUGCAUGGUUUUAUGAGGAUGUACUGGGCCAAAAAAAUUUUGGAGUGGACAAAAGGACCUGAGGAAGCCCUGGAAAUUUGCAUAUACUUGAAUGACAAGUAUGAAAUUGAUGGGAGGGAUCCAAACGGAUAUGUUGGUUGCAUGUGGUCAAUCUGUGGCGUUCACGACCAGGGUUGGAAAGAACGACCGAUAUUCGGGAAGAUACGAUACAUGAACUUUGCUGGGUGCAAGAGAAAAUUCGAUGUUGAUGGCUACAUUGCCUACGUCAAGAGGCUUGUGGGUGGAAUCAAGAAAAGAAAACCAGAGGAGGCCCUGCAGGAUAGAAAGCCAAAGGAAAUUCGUUGCUAGUUAAUGUGAAUUUCAGAGGCUGCAAAGCUUAGCGCAGUAAUGAUAUAGUUUGAUGAAGAGAAAAAGAUCUUUGUUUUGCAGUACUAUGACUCUCAAGCUCUGAACUUUGUAAUUUGUAAGCCACAUUUGUUUAAAUCCACCAACUAACUUCAUGAAUUUGUUCGUAAAUAUAAAUCUUUGAUUGAUCUGCCA
Momordica charantia (bitter melon) is the source of this 1843-nucleotide messenger RNA. Its product is annotated as photolyase 1. Gene Ontology annotation, biological process: photoreactive repair. NCBI's taxonomy places the organism in Eukaryota, Viridiplantae, Streptophyta, Magnoliopsida, Cucurbitales, Cucurbitaceae. Gene Ontology annotation, molecular function: deoxyribodipyrimidine photo-lyase activity. The record is from RefSeq and is a predicted model, not a curated record.